AUGUCAACACGUGCGGCGUCGUCGUGCACUCGUGCGAUAACUCUUACCUACGAAUUGCGAUGUGCCGAUGACGAGUGUGACAACUAAUACUCGAAAUUUGAAUGCGAAAAGUGGUCAGCAGGCAGCAAACGAACCGAUAUUUCGUCAAUAGCUAGACAGAAUCAUGAAGGAUAAAAUAUUUUUUGCCAAAAACAAAGCACCGAAAUGUCCAAACAAUCGCCGUGGAAGACUCAUUAUUCGAAAUCUUCCGUUUACAACGGAUGAAGAGCAAUUAAAAGAACAUUUCUCCAAGUUUGGUGAAAUAAAUGAUAUUAAACUUCUACGAAAACCCGAUGGAAAGCUUAUUGGUUGUGGUUUUGUACAAUUCAUUGUUAAACAAAAUGCUGCUAAAGCGAUUGCCCACACUAGUGGCAAAGACUUUGGUGGUCGAUCUAUUGUUGUUGAUUGGGCUAUACCAAAAAAUAAGUAUGAAACUAUUCAUACUACUAAAGAAAAGGAAGAAAAUAUAUCUGUCAAAGAAGAAUAUGUUGAAGAUCAAGAAGAAAUUAAAGAAGAUUUAUCUAAUGAUCAAGACAAUAUAGAAAAACCUUCAAAAACUGCUGAAGAUUAUCUUACUCUUGACACAAUAAAAGACGAAGAUGACAAUUUGGUAGAUUUUGAGACUACAGAUAUUGAAAAUGAUGUUAAACGAAAAAGAGAAAACACUGAUGACAAUGAGUCUAUAAUUUCUACAUCAAACAAAAAACGUUUUAAAUCUCAUGAUGUUAAAGAAGGUUUAACAGUUUUUUUUAAGAAUGUUUCAUUUAGUGUUAACAAUGAUGAACUGAAGCGAUUUGUUAAAGAACGAUUUGGACCAAUUUAUUAUGCUCUUGUUUGCGUGGAUCGUUUGACAGAACAUUCUAAAGGAACAGCAUUUGUUAAAUUCAGGGAUUCUAGCAGCGUAGAAGCUUGUAUGUCUAGUUCUCCUGAAGAGCUAACUCUCAAUGGAUCUACAAUGGAACCUCAAAUGGCAAUCGAUAAAGAAGUUCUAGAUAAAAAUAAAGAUGACAAAGUUACUCAUAAGGAUAACAGAAAUUUGUAUUUAAUCAAAGAAGGAGUCAUAAUUGUCGGUACAGCAGCUGCAAAUGGUGUAUCUGUUCAUGAUAUGAACAAGAGACUUGAGUUGGAACAAUGGAAAUCUCAAGUUCUAAAAAAUUUAAACAUGUUUGUGGCUCGUAAUCGACUUAUUAUCCACAACUUGCCAGCAAACAUGGAUAACAAAACCUUAAAAGAUUUAUUUACAAAAUAUACUCGUCCUAAUGCUGUAUUAAAAGUAGUUGUAAUGAGAAAUUUAAAACAAGUUGAUCCCAAUGGAGUACCAAUUUCAAAAGAAUAUGCUUUUGUAACAUUCAAGCAACAUGAAGAUGCUUUGAAGGCUCUUAGAUCUAUCAAUAACAACCCAAAGAUUUUCAAUUCGAAUAAAAGACCAAUAGUAGCAUUUUCUAUUGAAAAUAGGCUAGUUUUACAAGCCAGACAACGGAGAAUAGAUAAAAGUAAAACUAGCAAUCCAUUAUUUAAAAAACAGCAAUCAAGUACUUCAUCGACUGCUGAAAAUAAAAAUAAAAAAUUUAAUACAGAUAACAAUAAAAAUAAUAAAAAAUUUAGUGCAGAAAAUAAUAACAGAAACAAUAGAAGUACAGCAUUAUCGAAAAAAAAAACAGCAGAACUCCCUGAAUAUACUGGUAUAACAGCUAAAGAGGGACACAUGGCAAUUCGAUCAAAGUUCAAGCUGAAGAUUCAGUCAGAAGCUCACCAGAAAAAUGUCAAAACCAAGAAGAAAAUUACAAUGAAAAAGAAACGCGAUUUAGCCAUCAGAAAUGAGAAGAAGAGAGAACCAAAAGUGAAGAGCAAAAAGAAGAAUACUAAAAAAAAUGAUGCAUCAUUUUCAAAUCUAGUAAACAAAUAUAAAAAUAAAAUUUCGGCCCCGGAAACAUUGAAAAAAUGGUAUGAAGCAUAAUGAGAAUUAAGUGUAUUUUCUGUUGGAUAUUUGUAUGUUAAUAAAUUAAUAUAGUUCUUAAUGGA
Messenger RNA from Myzus persicae (green peach aphid), 2061 nucleotides. Its product is annotated as RNA-binding protein 28. NCBI's taxonomy places the organism in Eukaryota, Metazoa, Arthropoda, Insecta, Hemiptera, Aphididae. Bases 164 to 1996 code for a protein of 610 amino acids. Gene Ontology annotation, molecular function: RNA binding. The transcript has 10 exons. The record is from RefSeq and is a predicted model, not a curated record.